GCCAAGAUGCCUUGAGGGAAUUUCGAAAAUGCAAAUGAGGCAAUCAUCUGUACGUUGAUUGGACCUCUUGGGUCACACAUUGCGCUCAAAAUGAAAAAAGGCUCCCGAUGACACAGCGGAUGGCAUUUGCGGAUAUCCGGAAGAGCAGUUUGACCACAUUGCUGAUGAUCCGGGCGUGCAUGCAGGGCUUAAACAGGGGUUUAGCACCUGGCUUGACCAGUCAUGGCAUCUCACGAGUUUACCUCGUCAAUUCCUCGAUGGCUGCGAUAACUCGGCACCAAGUGCGCCUGUCGGAUGGCGUGACCAUCUCCCUGUCCCUUCAUCCUCAUCCAGCGCCGUUACUUCCAGGACUCGUUAUACUUCUACACGGUCGCUUGCAUAAUUCAACUCGAGGUCCAUGUAGCGAGUUGUUUCCUAAAAUCUCAUAUUCAACCUUAACUUAUGAUGCUCGUGGAAUGGGUGAAAGUAGUGGAACCACUGGGUGGUGCAACAUUGAGCAAGAGGUGGAAGAUUUAAAGGAGAUUAUCAGUCAUAUCAAAAGCACAUUCAGCCCACCCCUUAAUCAAGUGAUCGCCAUCAUUGGGCACUCGAAAGGCGCAGCAGUUGGUUUUCGAUGGGCAUCCCUGAAGGAACUACACAAAGAUAUCAGUCAACCGCACCUGUACGACCAGGUUGAUCGACCACCACUUCUGAUUUCGCUGUCAGCUCGCUACGAUACCUCCGACGUUGGGCUUUCGCGUUUUAAUCAAGAACAGCAAGCGAAGUUGGAAAACGACGGAAAGUUCGUAUGGCUAAGCUAUCGAGCCGGCCGUGAUUUUACCGAGCGGAGAGAUUACGUUGUAACGCUAGAGGACGUCGAAAAGGCCAAGGGCGUCUCAUUAGAAUGCGUCAAAGAUGUCAGAGAGAACUCCCAAGUCGUCUUGUUUCAUGGCCGCGCAGAUGGGACGGUGGCCGUUCACCAUUCACAUAAGCUUGAUCAACAACUUCGAGACACCAACCCGAGCACAAGUGUCGAUUUGGUUUUAGUCGAAGGCGCAAAACAUAAUUGGGAUCAGGAUGGCGAAAUCGAGAUGCUGGUCGAGUGGAUUGACACAUGGAUCAAACGUCGAGCAGGGCGAGAUUCAACCAGGAUUCCUGCUGAUAAAAUCAUAGAUCACCUUGGCCCUCAGAGGUAGACUCGGAGGAUUCUUAUUCUCUUGACAGUUCAAUUUUUGGGUAGUUUUUGCACAGUCUCAACGAUAAUUGAAAAGAGAUUACUAGAAAUGUUUUUAGGUACCUGUGUCAACAAAAUGUAUUGAAAUGAUUGAAGUAUGAAAGCCGCAGCUUCGCCCGGGGUACCUGGCAAAAACACUUGAACUUUUGAAGUUGAUGGUCAAUGCGAGUUUGUUCAAAGGUUAAC
Molecule: messenger RNA, 1399 nt
Organism: Puccinia graminis f. sp. tritici CRL 75-36-700-3
Lineage: Eukaryota; Fungi; Basidiomycota; Pucciniomycetes; Pucciniales; Pucciniaceae
Exons: 3
Coding region: 108-1175 (355 amino acids)
Source: RefSeq, a predicted model, not a curated record